AUGGCCCGCGACAAGUCUCAGGAAUCGACCAAGUCCACCGUCGCCAAGAGCACACAGAUGCGCUCGGCUCAGGCACUCAGCUUCUGGAGCAUGUACUCUUCCGUCGCGGCGCACAUAAAUCCAACGCGCUACAUCACGGUGGCCGACCUGGCGUGUGCCGUGGCCACCGUCCUGGCCAUCGCGGUGCUCAUACUGAGCCUCACCUUGUUCGUCAGCAGGCCCCUCGAUUUCGGGGCGAAGAACGUGUUCGUGAGCGGCCACUUCGGUCGCGUCCAGGGACUCAGCCACAAGGUGUUCGGUCACACGGACGUGUACGCCUUCCUGGGCGUGCCGUACGCUCACCCGCCCGUAGGAGAGCUACGAUUCCGGCGUACCUUCACGGACUACGACAUCGACGCCAGACGGGGCUUGCUGAUCGACGCGACUGGGCCCAAGCCGGCGUGCGUGCAGAGUUCCCCCGACAAAUUGUUGUCGGCAAUCUCCGAGGAUUGCCUGCACCUCAGCAUCUGGACGACGUCGCGCGAGUGCCACUCUCCCGACUGCGCCAACAAGGCUGUCCUCGUGUUCCUCCACGGUGGCUUCUUCCAGAUGGGCGGCAACAUGCACCCUUUAUAUGACGGAAAGUACCUGGCCGCUUACGGCGACGUCGUCGUCGUGCUGCCCAACUACCGUCUCGGGGCGCUUGGAUUUCUGAACGACGACACUAGCAAUGCUCCCGGAAACGCGGGCCUCUACGAUCAGCUUUUGGCUCUCGAGUGGACGCGUCACAACAUCGGUAGCUUCGGCGGCAACGUUUCUAACCUCGUACUCGUGGGCUACGGUGCGGGCGCAGCGGCUGCCGGGUACCUGCUCCUCAGCAAGGCGGCUGGCGUCGCCGAGGCGGCCGUGGUGCCCCAACGAGCCAUUCUGAUGAGCGGCAGCCCUUACACCAGGUAUUUGAUUAACGCAAUUAUGUGUUCCGCGUAG
This is a messenger RNA of Dermacentor silvarum, 966 nucleotides long. RefSeq names its product acetylcholinesterase-1-like. Bases 1 to 966 code for a protein of 321 amino acids. The record is from RefSeq and is a predicted model, not a curated record. Gene Ontology annotation, biological process: acetylcholine catabolic process; choline metabolic process. Gene Ontology annotation, molecular function: acetylcholinesterase activity. Gene Ontology annotation, cellular component: plasma membrane. Lineage: Eukaryota; Metazoa; Arthropoda; Arachnida; Ixodida; Ixodidae. The transcript is spliced from 4 exons.